AAAGCGAUCUUUUUGUUCCUACCCAACGGUGCAAGCUUCAUGCCAAUGAUGAUACGACGUGAAGAGGGCGAGGCCACCACACCUUCGAAAGACCGCCCAUGGAAUACUACUCGACCCUUCGAUGACGUACUCGAAGUUGCGCUGUAAAGCUUCUGUUUGAUCCUCAUCGUCUACUAAUGAACAGGCUGCUACCAUCUUAGCUAACCAUGCAGCGACCGAAGAAGGCGACUCACGCGGCUAUAAGUCGAUUCAUAGCGUCUAUCCUACCCGCGAAAGAGAACGAUGUCCCGCGCCUCUACCACGUCCCUCGAAACCCGCGAUAUGACCCCGAAACGGCAGUCAUCGAGCAAGUCGUACUGAGCGUUACCCCGACACCUGGUGUAUACACAUUGAUAGGCUACCCACACGAUGAACCGGACGUCGAACUGAGAGCACCCGCUCCCAAACCGCAUCUGCGCCCACCGCGAACGUUAUGUUUUCUUCAUCGGCCAUUCACGCUCGACCGGCGCAGCGUGCGCAAAGGAACCCUUGUGAUCUCGAGUCAUACCGCUUUUGACGAGGUCCUCACUGUGGGUUGGAAUACAGCAUUGGCAGAGCGGCUUGGUAUGAACGUGGGCGAAAGCCUCUGCGUGCAGGGCUACAAGGGCGAUCCCGAGAGGAAGAUUGGGAUUGUUGGUCAAGUGGCUCAACACCGGGACCUACUUGUAGGUCGUAUACAGCAAGAAUUCGGGAGCACAGAGCUCGUGCAAGCGGGAUUGUCAGAUGAGAUUCGCGUUGUCGCUAUCAUGAACGCGUUUCACGAGGACGAGGUACAUCGUGUACUGGAGAUGGCUCAGCGGCGUGGGUGGUUAGGUCUGGACACGCCUGGCAAGCACAUGCUGUAUCUUACUGGGCAGCCACGUGUUGGCGGGAUGCAAGCUGCGACAGCGUUAGGCAUGACGGUUGCCUGUGUAGGACACCGACAAGCGGAGGAUUGGGGCAUUCGAUUUCUUGCUGCAGGCAUGCGGACGGCGUUCCCUGGAGUUCACGUACAAGAGGUGUACGAGGAGGAGAUUAUACAGGCGAGAGACAAGAAAGUCGCCGUCUGAGUCAGACUUCGACGGCUAUAGUCCUUGAUCGCUUCGCUGAAUUUGGCAAGAGAAGGACCAGCCGAAGAAGAAUUGAACUUUUCAAGAUCGGACCGCGUGGUGCUUUGAAAAGCUAUCCGCGGCAAAAAAUUAUUACACAAUCAAACAUGCCUUCUCCUCGCCCAUUUGAUCAAAUACUCCCGCCCGGC
This is a messenger RNA of Cucurbitaria berberidis CBS 394.84, 1276 nucleotides long. RefSeq lists its product as uncharacterized. The transcript has a single exon. The coding region runs from base 207 to 1088 and encodes 293 amino acids. The record is from RefSeq and is a predicted model, not a curated record. Lineage: Eukaryota; Fungi; Ascomycota; Dothideomycetes; Pleosporales; Cucurbitariaceae.